AUGGCUGGCGCACACACCCUGCCAAAGGACUUUACCUUCUUCUCGCCAACCGAGUCGGAGCCCAGGACGCCAGACCGUCCCCUUCGCGAUCUCUCCAACCCGCCACGGCCUCAGCACGCCUCUCAUCGCGUCAGGAGACGGCGCAUGGAGCGGAAGCCCAUCCCCUUCUGCGCGCCAGACGUCCCUUUGCCCUCCAUUGAAUUGUCGCGUAUUUCGCCGGCAGACUCGGCCAGCGAGCAGCCGCAGUCCAUCACUACCGCCUCCUCUUCCGCCAUGCUCGACGGAUGCGGCUUCCUCGACGUGCCUCGGCGACAGAGGGACGAACCCAAGACGCCGCCGGCCCAGAUUCGCGACCUCGUCUCUCAAUCGUUCGAGAACGGUGCCGCAGAUGGGACGACAACUCCAGUGGGCGCGUCCAUCAGCAGGCCCUCAUCCGCCUGCUCUCACGCCUCAGAUUCUUCCUUCUCCUCCACCUCUGCCGCGUCGUUCGAUUCAUUUGACUCAUUCCCCUCUUUUGGCGGCAGCUGCACCAGCCCUGAGACCGAGAUAGACGACCCCUUUCUUGCCGUCACCCUGCCGGACAACAAGCAUAACCUCGACACCCCAACCAAGUCUGUCAGGAACACUCCCGUAAUCCCGGCUCACCUCAGCCAGAAUCAGCGCUGGUCCUCGGAGAUGGACCAUCACCUCUGGAACACCUACCAGACGCACAUCCAGGACCCGACCAUCACCCCCUUCAAGAUGCUGCCCGGUAGCCUGCCGCCACUUGGAGUUUCCCACCGUGUCGCCCGGGAGGCGCGCAGAGCCUGGCUGAGAGCGAAGCAGCCUCAGUUGUCGCAUCCUCAGUCCCAGUCUCAGUCCCAAUCCCAGUCCCAGUCUUCCCACCCUCAGUCUCAGUCUCACCCCCAGCCAUCAGAGAGCGCCGAUUCUACCGGCAAGAUCACCCCUCAGUGGCCUCGCUCCGAUGCUGCCACCAGACGAAGACUAAAGGAGCUGUGUAAACGGAAAUUCUCCAUUGCUCCUCACUAUCAGCGGCUUUUGGAGUCUCGGAGCCCGUCCCCGCCUCCAGACAUGCUCAGCAACUACACCACCAUUGCCACACCUGUCCCCUUUACUAGAGACUUGGGCAUCUCUCUCGUCUCCGGAACCGUGCCUAGUGAUCCCCCAGAGGCUGCUUCAACCCCUAAUAUAGUUUCCAACACCGCUAGUUCAAUAAAAUCUGCCAGCCACGACGACGACGACAUCCCCCGCCUCGGCUCUCCCUUCAUGUACCAUACCUGGGGCCCUUCAAACUCUCGUUCUCGUGUCUCCCAGGCGGAUACCACCCCAGUUCAGCCUGCCGUCGAGACUCACGAUACGGUCCAUGUCACUGGUUCUCGCUUACGCUCCGGAAUUGCCCCUGACCUCUUCACUCCCAAAAAUCUCCAACAUCUGCCCGAAGUCCCAGUCCCGGCUGAUGCCAAAGAGCAGACACCACACCGUGUCCGCAUCCGUACGCGCACCAGAGGUCUCACCACGAAUAGCAGUGGCUACAACACCAACAACGACAUGCUCAACAUUAACUCACGUCAUCGACUGAUUCAGCUCUUCACUCCCCCUUCGGGCUCUGGCUCCAAUGAAACGGACGACCUCCCUCCUCAUAGCCAGGCACACACACUCGAAGUUGAAGGAGAAAGAAUCAAGCGUCUGGGCUCUCCCUUCAACCUCGAUCUGCCCGCUAGCAAACGUCCGCAUCCCCAACCGCGGCAGUACUACCGUCCUCGACACGCACCCUCGCGCUCUGACACUUUUCUCAUGCAUCCACCUAUACAUACCCAAGGCCAAGCGGCUUUCCCUAACCUCUCCUCGGCUGCAGACAUAUAUACGUCGGAUACGGAUCGCGCACAGGCUCCAGUAACGGCACUACACUCGCCAGAGGCAUAG
Messenger RNA from Microsporum canis CBS 113480, 1923 nucleotides. RefSeq lists its product as hypothetical. The transcript has a single exon. The record is from RefSeq and is a predicted model, not a curated record. NCBI's taxonomy places the organism in Eukaryota, Fungi, Ascomycota, Eurotiomycetes, Onygenales, Arthrodermataceae. The coding region runs from base 1 to 1923 and encodes 640 amino acids.